GAUCGCCGCCGCCAGCAAAUUAAGGCGCAGGGCCGCGAGCGCCCGGGCGCAGUGUCCGUCGCGCCGCGCUCCGCACGCCCGCGCUUGGGCUCCCUGGCGCUGGCGCCCUAGCUCGACAGGUAGCCAGCCACCUCCUUGCAGCUUGGGACGCUCCGGCUGUACCCAGGCUGGGAGGGAGGAAAGACCCAGAAGGGGUGCUCAGGGACCCCUGCGCUUUGCUCAGCUGAUACUCGUUUCUGGCUUCGGGCGGUGCACGGGGUAGUCCUGUCGAGCGCGCUGGGACGUGCGCACCCGCUUGAGUCCCCAGUUGGUCCUCUUCCUUCCUCUCCAGUUGGUUCGAAGUCUCUGCGGCUCCGGGGCUUUGCGGUGGGGGAGAGGAGAGGCCAGUGCGGAGCUCUGAACUGAGUCUUCUGGGGUCCCCGGCUCUUCUGUGUCUGUCACUGCACUCGGAAACUUUGCGCUGUGUUUCGGGUCUUUGUCUUCCUUGGGAAGCUGGACAGCCGUUCGACAGACCCCGUCCCUGAGCAGGACCGCGCGCUGGGGGCCAUGGAGUUCACGGCGUCUCCUAAGCCCCAGCUCUCCUCCCGGGCCAACGCCUUCUCCAUCGCCGCACUUAUGUCGAGCGGCGGCUCCAAGGAGAAGGAAGCGACGGAGAACACCAUCAAACCCCUGGAGCAAUUUGUGGAGAAGUCAUCCUGUGCCCAGCCCCUGGGCGAGCUGACCAGCCUGGAUGCUCAUGGGGAGUUUGGCAGAGGCGGCAGCAGCAGCCCAGCCUCUUCCUCUCUCUGCACGGAGCCGCUCAUCCCCACCACCCCCAUCAUCCCCAGCGAGGAAAUGGCCAAAAUUGCCUGCAGCCUGGAGACCAAGGAGCUUUGGGACAAAUUCCAUGAGCUGGGUACCGAGAUGAUCAUCACCAAAUCGGGCAGGAGGAUGUUUCCAACCAUCCGGGUGUCAUUUUCUGGCGUGGAUCCUGAAGCCAAGUACAUAGUCCUGAUGGACAUAGUCCCUGUGGACAACAAGAGGUACCGCUACGCCUACCACCGGUCCUCCUGGCUGGUGGCCGGCAAAGCUGACCCACCGCUGCCAGCCAGGCUCUAUGUGCACCCAGACUCUCCUUUUACUGGCGACCAGCUACUCAAACAGAUGGUGUCUUUUGAAAAGGUGAAACUCACCAACAAUGAACUGGAUCAACAUGGCCAUAUAAUUUUGAACUCAAUGCAUAAGUACCAGCCAAGGGUGCACAUCAUUAAGAAGAAAGACCACACGGCCUCAUUACUCAAUCUGAAGUCUGAAGAAUUUAGAACAUUUAUCUUCCCAGAGACAGUCUUUACAGCAGUCACUGCCUACCAGAACCAACUGAUAACCAAGCUGAAAAUAGAUAGCAAUCCUUUUGCCAAAGGAUUCCGGGAUUCUUCCAGGCUCACCGACAUUGAGAGGGAAAGUGUGGAGAGCCUGAUCCAAAAGCAUUCCUAUGCCCGCUCACCCAUCCGCACCUAUGGAGGAGAAGAGGAUGUCUUGGGGGAUGAGAGUCAGACAACCCCAAAUCGAGGAUCAGCCUUUACAACAUCUGACAAUUUGUCUCUCAGCUCCUGGGUAUCAUCUUCUUCCAAUUUUCCUGGGUUUCAGCACCCACAGUCCCUGACUGCUCUUGGCACCAGCACAGCGUCCAUAGCAACACCCAUUCCUCACCCCAUACAGGGUUCUCUGCCACCAUAUAGCCGGCUGGGGAUGCCUCUGACCCCAUCGGCCAUCGCCAGCUCCAUGCAAGGGAGUGGCCCUACGUUCCCUUCAUUCCACAUGCCAAGAUACCAUCACUACUUUCAGCAGGGGCCCUACGCUGCCAUCCAGGGACUGCGCCAUUCCUCUGCUGUGAUGACGCCAUUUGUAUGA
Molecule: messenger RNA, 1890 nt
Organism: Propithecus coquereli (Coquerel's sifaka)
Lineage: Eukaryota; Metazoa; Chordata; Mammalia; Primates; Indriidae
Gene: TBX20
Product: T-box 20
Exons: 8
Coding region: 547-1890 (447 amino acids)
Biological process (GO): cell fate specification; regulation of transcription by RNA polymerase II; heart looping
Cellular component (GO): nucleus
Molecular function (GO): RNA polymerase II cis-regulatory region sequence-specific DNA binding; DNA-binding transcription factor activity, RNA polymerase II-specific
Source: RefSeq, a predicted model, not a curated record